Molecule: messenger RNA, 2036 nt
Organism: Sceloporus undulatus (fence lizard)
Lineage: Eukaryota; Metazoa; Chordata; Lepidosauria; Squamata; Phrynosomatidae
Gene: GAL3ST4
Product: galactose-3-O-sulfotransferase 4
Exons: 4
Coding region: 304-1707 (467 amino acids)
Biological process (GO): glycolipid biosynthetic process
Cellular component (GO): membrane
Molecular function (GO): galactosylceramide sulfotransferase activity
Source: RefSeq, a predicted model, not a curated record
CCAGCGCCCCUCCCUCCUUAUCUGCCCCCCCCCCGAAUCUUCCGCCUGAGGCAGAAGGCUUUCUCUGCAACCGGGAGGUCGGCCUUUCUUUCGAAUAAGCCCCGGGGCACUCGACAGGGGCCCGGCCCCGACCGCCAGCUCGGCAUCCGGCGCACGAGGGGAGGGGCCACGGGGGCGACCCUGCUCCCUCCUCCUCCGGGCCUCCCGGCCGGCUUCUCCCCUCGGUUUCGCGGAAUGCGGUGAGGGGAGACAUCGUCUCAACCCUCCCUCCCUUCGGCGGACCUCCGCAAUGGCCAGGGCCGGAUGCCGCCGGCCAGUCAGGAGCAGCGGCGGAGCACGAGGGACAUGCCCCCCUCCCGACGCUCCGGCCCACCCUCCCCGGUCGCAAACUUUGGCGCUUCUUUCGGGCCCUCCUCGGCGGAGGCGCCGCGCUGCAACCUGAAGGGCCAAAGUGGGCCCCGUCGGGCGAGAAGGACUCGCUUCCAAACAAUGAAGCCCCUCCUGGGAUGCUGCUGCUGCUGCUGUCGCCACCCACAAGUGCUGUGGGCCGCUCUGGCCACCUCCAUGACCAUUGGUUUCACCCUCCAGCUCCUAGGGGUCUCCUUCCAAAAGAGGGUGUCCUUCUCACAGCUGCACCCCAGCCCCAGCCACGGCUGCCAGCCACGGCAGCAUCUGGUGUUCCUGAAGACCCACAAGACUGGCAGCAGCACCAUUGUUAACAUCCUGCACCGCUUUGGGGACACCCGGGGGCUGCGCUUCGCUCUCCCCACUCGGUACCAGUUCAGCUACCCCAACCUCUUCCAGGCGCGGAAGGUCAAGGGCUGGCACCCUCGUGGGCACCCAUUUGACAUCCUCUGCCAUCACAUGCGCUUCAACUUAGCCGAGGUCCAGAAAGUGGUGCCCCCGGACAGUUUCUACUUCUCCGUCGUGCGUGACCCAGUCUCCCUGGCAGAGUCAGCCUUCUCCUACUACCGAGGUGUAGUCCCCGCUUUCCGCCGUGCCACCUCUCUACCUGCGUUCCUGGCCUCCCCACUACGCUUCUAUCGACCCGGUGAGCGAGGGAACCAUUAUGCCCGCAAUUUGCUCUGGUUUGACUUUGGCCUCGAUCCACCGGUGGGUCCAGGGUUGGGCUCGAUCAAGGCUGCGCUGGCCAACCUGGAUCAGACCUUCCACCUGGUGCUGCUGACCGAGUACAUGGAUGAGUCGCUGAUUCUGCUGCGCGACGCCCUUUGCUGGAGCCUGGAGGAGGUGGUAGCCUUCCGGCACAACCUCCGCAGCCCCCGGGCUGUGAGCCCCCUGCGGCCCUCCGAAGCAGCCCGGCUCAGGGCCUGGAACCACCUGGACUGGCAUCUCUACUCCCACUUCAACCGCACUUUCUGGGCCCGCGUGGAGCAGUUUGGGCAUGCCCGCAUGGCCAGGGAAGUGGCCCUUCUCCAGAAGCGCAGGGUAGAGCUGAUGAGGCAUUGCCUGCGGGGCGGGGGGCCCCUGGAGCCAGUCCAUAUAGCUGAUGAGGGCAUCCGCCCCUUCCAGUUCGGCCAGGCCCCUAUCCUGGGCUACGCCUUGCAACCCAGCCUGCCCCCUGGCGACCAGGAGGGGUGCAGGCGCCUGGUCACCCCUGAACUGCAGUACAAGGACUUGCUGGAUGCCAAGCAAUUUCCUCCGCUCCUGCCAGGCAAUGGGUCCAAGGCUGCUGCUGGGAACAUGUAAUGGUCCAAAGCGGGGGCCCUUGGGAGGCAGAGCAGCCUGUGGCACUCUAGAAAGGACCUCUGAAGCCAAUGCACAGCUGAGCCACUCUAGAGGCAACCCCCCCCCCAAAAGCCAGCCCUCUUCCUCUCAGAUCCUCUCCCAGUCAGGAGCUUUGUGUGUGUGUGCGCGCGCACAUGCCUUGAGAACAAUGCUGCUUCCAUGGUCACUAUCUCCCUCCUCCCCCCCUCCCUGUAGGGACAGUUUCAGAUGUCAGGCAUGCAAAGCCCUAUUGACUGAGGCAUUAACCUCCAGCACCACAUCUGUCCUAUGCUCAGCCCAAUGGGCCAGGG